AUGUUUUUUCUUUCAUUUUUACUUUCAAUAAGGAAUCCAUACCAUACACAGCUAGCUGAUUUAAGUAAUAUAUCAGUGGAGUUACCAGAAUAUUAUAAUUUCCUCGAAGAAUAUCCGGAAUGUGAUUUUGGUCCGCUUAUCCAACACUGUGGAUGUUGUUAUGUAUACUCGGCAUUAAAGUCAUUAGCUCAUCGUUAUUGUCGUGCAUUACGCAGAAGAAUUCAAUUUUCGGCCCAAUAUAUAAUUUCAUGCGAUUUAUUUAAUUUAGGCUGUAAUGGAGGCAACGAAAAAGCAGUUUUUUACUACUUAGAGCAACAUGGUGUACCAGAAUUAGAGUGUCAACCUUGGAGAGGAAUCCGAGGUUAUAAUCAAGAAGUUUGCAAGAAAUGCGUGAACGGCAAAGCAAUAAAUCUUUAUUAUGCCAAAAAACGAAGCACAAAGCACUACGUCGGAAUUGAAAAUAUCAAAAAAGCAAUUUACUUAGAAGGGCCACUCAGUGCCUCUAUUGUUAGCGACUACAAAUUUAUUUGGUACAAAGAUGGCCUGUAUACUUCUACAAUUGACAGUUCAACUUACGAUGAUCAAUCAAAUCAUACAAUAGAAGUCCAUGGAUGGGGAAAAUUUGAUAAUGGAACUGAAUAUUGGAUAGUCCAAAAUGCUUUUGGACCAAUUUGGGGUCAAAACGGUUUAAUGAAGCUUAAAAUGGGUACAAAUGAAGGGUAUUCAGAGACAUAUAUGCUUGGUGCACAACCAGACUUAUAA
Molecule: messenger RNA, 762 nt
Organism: Trichomonas vaginalis G3
Lineage: Eukaryota; Parabasalia; Trichomonadida; Trichomonadidae
Product: cysteine-type peptidase protein
Exons: 1
Coding region: 1-762 (253 amino acids)
Cellular component (GO): lysosome
Molecular function (GO): cysteine-type endopeptidase activity
Source: RefSeq, a predicted model, not a curated record